AUGCCGCGGCUGGCACGGCCCGGGGGGAGGGGCGCCGGGCGGCGCAUCCGAUCGCGUCGGCGCGAUGGGAAAAAAUUCUUCGCCGGGAUCGCGGCGCUGGCCCGAAAGAUCGGCUGGACGGGCGUGGGGAUGCUGGGACAUUCCGUUGGGCGCUUCGCGGCGAUAUCAUUCGGGGAUCUGCCCAAGUUUCAAUUCCCCACGCCGCUGUGGGUGGUCCUGAGUCCGCCGGGCCACCCGGACAAGAAGCGCCUGAUGACGGUGCAGGAUUUUUUUAAGUACACGGAGGAGGAAGGGGUUAAAUUCUUUGAAGAACUCGAUCGUGAUGGGGACGGCAAGGUCUCUUUGGAAGACAUGAAAGUUGCCAUGCGAAAGAGGAAACUUCCUGAAAUUUACGCCCGAGAGUUUGUGCACCGCGCGAGGGGUGGCAGAUGGUGGUCCAAGACAAUAGGCUAUGACGAGUUCAAAGCUGUGGUGGAUGAGCGUGAGUCGGAGAUGCUCAGAGCCUUUACACAGCUAACUGUGAAUCAAAGAGGGCAAGUAGAGGUUGUGGGAAUCAAGGAUUCCCUGAAGAAGCUUGGGCUGUCAGCUACUGAUGCAAAUGCAAAGGCCAUGCUCAGAGCGAUUGGCAGUGAGGACGAUGGCUUUGUUUCAUAUGGCAGUUUUCGAAACUUUGCUAUACUGCUUCCCAAGAGCAAACUGAGGGAAUCAGUUGAUCCAAGCCGUGUGUGGUUUGAGUCAGCCACCAUGGUGCCAAUUGGUCUCCCUGCCCAAGCAGGGGAAAACACCACAAAGAUGCUGCUGACUGCAGCUCUGGCUGGUGGAGUUGCGUCGGCAACCUCAACUUUCCUGAUGCACCCUGUGGACACCUUAAAGACACGGAUUCAGUCUUCGGUUGGCAUCUCUGCAUUGUCUGUCGUUCGGUCGGUCCCCAACAUAGGUGCCAAGGCCCUGUACAGGGGCUUUAUUCCUGCAACUGCUGGGUCAGGUCUCAGCCACGGCGUCAGGAUGUGUGCAUACGAGGGAUGCUUCAAGAUCUUGAGCACAGUAACAGGCGGGGCUGCAGAAGUACAGCUCCAGGGCUUGGCCUCGGGUGUGGGCACAAUCUUGGGGACAGCGUUUCGAAUACCCUGCGAGGUCCUGAAACAGCGGUUGCAAGUUGGGCAGCACACCAAUGUUUCCCAAGCUCUGACUUUAGCAGUAAAGGCGGAUGGACCCAAGGGGCUGUUUCGGGGGACUGGUGCUACGCUUUCUCGAGAGGUGCCAUUCUACGUAUUUGGGAUGGUGUUCUACCAACAGCUGAAGAAACUGUACCGUGGAGAGAUGUUUGGUGGCAUUGGGAGGGACCUGAAGUCAUGGGAGACGCUGAUGGUUGGUGCCCUGUCUGGAGCGUUGGGCGCAAUCGUCACCACUCCUGCAGACGUCAUGAAGACAAGGAUCAUGACCGCAGCAGCUGGGCAAGAAGUGUCAGUGUCAAAAAUACUUAUUGAUAUUUUGAGAGUGGAGGGUUUUGGUGCUCUGUUUAAAGGAGCUCUUCCUAGGGCAAUUUGGAUCGCCCCACUUGGUGCCAUGAACUUUGCUGGCUAUGAGCUGGCUAAGAAUGCACUGAGUGAAGCUGACAGAAGGGCAAGGAAGGCGGCGGAGCCAGAGCCAGAGCCAGAGCCAGAGAUAAUAAAGCCCGCUGAACCUGCUAUUCUUGAUUGGUUCCGAAAACCAUCCUGGUGGCCAGAAUUGGGACAAAAAUCCAGGUUGCUUGAGCAGCCCAAGGCAUUGGCGACUCAGGUCGAGGCAGCUGUUCCUGUUAAAGGAAAUGAAUAUAUAAACACAGAGAAAACCAGGCUGCGUGCUCCUGGCAAGUCUCCAAGAGACAAUCUUCCGGGUAAAUCUCCGCAGCAGCGGUUGUUGCCAAGCCAAUCUUCUGGUCAGCUUUCAUCAGAUCUGAGGGACCAAGUGCAUCAGCACCCUGGCAAAUCCCCAAGGGACUAUCUUCCUGGCAAAUCUCCAAGGCAGGCCCUUGCAAACCAAGGAGACCAGCCAUACUACCAACCUGGAAAAUCUCCAAGGCAACUCGCUCCAAGCAAGUCGUCAAGACAGGUUCAGCCAGAGCAAGGAAGGCAGGUGCCUGCGCUGCCUGGUAAGUCCCCAAGGACCGCACUGCCCGAUCCUGGAACCAAGGUGUACCAGCAGCCUGGGAAAUCGCCAAGACAGCCCUUGCCUGGGAAGUCCCCAAGACAGCUCCCUCCUAUGGCACCUCCUGGAAAAUCUCCUAGGCAGUCCCUGCCAGGAAAAUCUCCAAGGCAGCUCCCUCCGGUGCAGGCCCCGCCUGGAAAGUCUCCAAGGCAGUCCCUGCCAGGAAAGUCUCCGAGACAGAUUCUGCCAGAUCAAGGACGACAAGCACACCAAUCUGGAUUAUCCUCUCGACCCCUUACACCAGGGAGGUCACCAAGGCAGUUUGCUCCUGGAAGUCCAUCGCCAAGGCCUGAGGCUGGCAAGCCCAAGGUAGGGCCCAGUGGGCUGCCCCCUCGGCCUCCCCAUCGGGCAGACAGUGAUGCAGUACCUUCCACCAGAUCACCACUUGCCACCAAGCAACCUGCUGCUGCUGGCCACGCUGCUUCAAGGCCUCCCAGUCGGCUUGUUUCGACUGACGAAGGCGUGCAGCUCCAAGGGAAGCCUGGGAAUGGAGCAGCGCAGCCUGAAGGCAACGGAAGGACGGCCCAGCAGCCCGUGAGGGCUGUGAAUGGUGCGGGCACCACUGAUAUCCAACCCUCAGCCUCAGGGAUCGAUAGCAAAUCGCUAGCUGCCCGUCCUUCACAGCCAAGUCCACGGACAAACGGCGUGGGAGCGAAUGGCAGGAAUGAAUCUUCGCCUGGUGCGGCCCCAUUGUAA
This is a messenger RNA of Ostreobium quekettii, 2883 nucleotides long. Lineage: Eukaryota; Viridiplantae; Chlorophyta; Ulvophyceae; Bryopsidales; Ostreobiaceae. The record is from the annotation of a GenBank genome assembly.